Molecule: messenger RNA, 686 nt
Organism: Vigna umbellata (rice bean)
Lineage: Eukaryota; Viridiplantae; Streptophyta; Magnoliopsida; Fabales; Fabaceae
Product: protodermal factor 1-like
Source: RefSeq, a predicted model, not a curated record
UUCUCCCUUCUUCAAACCACUUCAAAAUCCUCACCAUUCUCUCUCUAUUAUAUACAUAUCUCUUGUGUUCUAAGCAGCUAGAAGCAACAAUGGAGAGGAAAAGAAGCCAUACCUCUCUUACCAUGCUUGCAAUGCUUGUUGGAUUACUCUCUCAGAGCCUUGUCAUUCCUGUGAUGUCCAUAACUGUUGAAGAUCAGAAGAACUACUACACCCCAGAUCCACAUGCUGGAAAUCCCCCCUCAGGCUCACACAGGAGUCCUCCAUCUCAUGGCCAUGGAAGCUCUCCACCAUCACACGGUGGAGGAAACUGUGGAUCAUCACCCCCACAUCAUGAUCCAACACCCUCAACUCCAUCAACCCCAUCAACCCCAUCCACACCAUCAAACCCUCCUUCAGGUGGAUACUAUGGAGGUAGCCCCCCAACACCUAUCACAGUGAGCCCACCAACCACCCCAGUAGACCCUGGCACCCCCUCUAUCCCCUCACCACCUUACAUUCCUUCCCCAUCUCCCUUCACUGGCACAUGCAACUACUGGAGGAAUCACCCAGCAAUCAUAUGGGGAAUCCUAGGGUGGUGGGGAACCCUAGGAAGUGCAUUUGGUGUGACCAGUGUUCCAGGGUUCAGUCCUGGUCUGAGCUUGCCACAAGCACUUUCCAACACCAGAACCGAUGGUCUAGGAGCACUC